AUGUUGAGAUACUAUGGGGCGACAAGAAACUUACCCUUAGUAUUCAGCAUUAACAAAUUAAUGUUGAGGGCGUCAUCUUUCACCAGGCCAUUUCAUUAUAGUUCAUAUUCUCUACAGAACGGUGAUACUCCUGAUAAAGGCAGCACUAAUAAAAAUGAAAUACGGACACCUAAUAACGCUGUUUGGAAAGAAAAUAUAGAACUUCAAUGGCAGCACUUGAAAAAGAAAUUAAAUGAAUUGUAUUCUAGGUUUAACUUCCACCGAGAUCAAUUAUCCUUUCAAGUUAACAAGGCCAAAAAAUCAAUUCAAGAGGCAAACAGGAAGUUGUCUGAGCAAGAGAAUGAAAUCAACGAUUCCCGUUUAAACUAUAAUAAAGAUGAAUUGACCAGUGCGAAAAUUGAAGGAUUGCCCUCCGAAAGGGAACAACAUAGAAAAAAAUGGUCUAGAAAGUUAGAGUUUUAUUUUGACUCAUUACAGGAGACGUUAUUUACUGCCACACGUGCUUUAAAUGAUGUGACCGGUUAUUCUGGAAUUCAAAAGCUCAAAUCUAGCAUCAGUCUAAUGGAAAAAAAAUUAGAAGCUACAAAGAAAGAACACAAACUGUUUAAGGCACAGUACGCUAACGCCAUUGAUGAACGUGCUCAAUCCCAAAGAGAAGUUAACGAAUUAUUGCAAAGGCAAAGCGCGUGGUCUUCGAGCGAUUUAGAGAGAUUUACGCAGCUAUACAAAAAUGACGCCUUGAAUGCUAGACAGGAGCAAGAACUAAAAAACAAGGUUAAAGAAAUUGAAAGCAAAGAAGAACAACUAAAUGACGACUUGUAUAGAGCAAUUUUGACCAGGUACCAUGAGGAACAAAUAUGGUCAGACAAAAUCCGAAGAACAUCCACCUGGGGUACAUUCAUCUUAAUGGGUAUGAAUAUAUUCUUGUUUAUUGUCCUACAAUUACUAUUAGAACCUUGGAAACGGAAAAGGUUAGUAGGAUCGUUUGAAGACAAAGUCAAAAGCGCUCUCAACGAAUAUGCCAAGGAGCAGAAUAUGAAGAUGGAUAAAUUGUUACCUGGAAAAUCAUCGGAAGUAACAGACCAAGGCAACACAGAAAACUCGAUCGUUGAAGAGCACAUAGAACAGAGAGGUGAAUGUAAAAUUAAUACGGCGGAAAUCGACAGGCCUGAAGUUGCAACGGCUGAGACCACUACAACAGAAAUGAAAUCCUUCAGAGAUAUUUGGGAACGAAUAAAGGCACUUUUUGUCACACUAAAAAGCAUACAAUAUAGGAAACUUGACGCUCCCCUAGUCUUUGACACCUUAGAGUUCUACUUAUACUCAAUUUCUUUAGUGAGUAUGACAAUCUUGGUAUCCGGGCUGAUAUGA
Saccharomyces cerevisiae S288C is the source of this 1371-nucleotide messenger RNA. It is a transcript of the gene SHE9, whose product is annotated as She9p. NCBI's taxonomy places the organism in Eukaryota, Fungi, Ascomycota, Saccharomycetes, Saccharomycetales, Saccharomycetaceae. The transcript has a single exon. Gene Ontology annotation, cellular component: mitochondrial inner membrane. The coding region runs from base 1 to 1371 and encodes 456 amino acids. The record is from RefSeq and is marked reviewed.